Molecule: messenger RNA, 921 nt
Organism: Microbotryum saponariae
Lineage: Eukaryota; Fungi; Basidiomycota; Microbotryomycetes; Microbotryales; Microbotryaceae
Source: the annotation of a GenBank genome assembly
AUGCAGGCUCCUCAGCAAGGUGGCGCCCCAGCUCAGCAGGGCACCGGUGGUGAUGCUCUCGACAAGGGCGUCGAUGCCGUCCUCAAGAAGGCUGGCAAGGGACAAUCCGCCUCCACGGUCAGUCAUCAACAUCAUCUCCCCCUCUAUCGUGCUCCUCUGCGGCGGUGCAUUCCAUCUGGCCGAUGGGUUCGAGUGAUGCAGUGGCAGCCAGCCGUGUCACGGGCUAGUGAGCUCGCCGCCGGCCCGUCUCUGCGAUGACGUCGUCAGAAGACUACCGACGUCGUUCGUCGCACGAAUUCGAUCGGCAUCAAGACGGACCGGAAUCGUCAGCUCGUCAUCGGUGUACACCAUGGACGCAUCGUGGGACGUUGGAGCUUUUUUUAGGACAUGGUUACUGACAUAUCAUGACAUCAUAUCACGUCCGCACCGCUUGCAGACCGAGAAAAUCUCCGAUGGCGUCAGGUGAGUGAAAUUUGACCAUGUCCGCUUAAACCAAAAUAACAUGUGUCAACUCCGAUCUUUUAGAGUGGUUGGACUGACCUUAUUUCUCAUUGUUACCCAUUGCAGGACUGGCUUCAAGAAGUUGACGGUAAGACUCGAUCGCCAUUGAAUGGUCAAGCUGAUUUUUUUGGUCCAUUCGACCCGGACCAUCUGACCUGUCCACUGACCGAAUCUUAUUCAUUGGUGCCAUGUGGGACUCAUUCGAAUUCAAACAUCAUCGUACAGGGCAAGGUGGGUCGGCACAGCCACCUGGACAUUUCAGCGCAGAACACGGGCUGUAGACUAAGCAAAACUUUUUUUUCCCACCUCGCAGGAUGUUCCCGUCCAGGACAAGGUACGCUUCCACACCUCAGCUGUGGAGAGACAUCAUCGGACUAACCCACAUGCUUCACUUCCCGUUUAAUCCAGCCUAUGGCUUAA